CCCGGAUAAGAAUCCUGUAUCCGGAGAGGUGGGCCAACCUGGUGGCGGAGAGAUCCCAUCUUGCUGCGCGACCAUGUUUCACAUGCGCCGAGGAAUCGCGCGAUCGGCGCGCUUCAUGCGACGACACCCGAACGCUUCCAGCACGCUCAAGGCGGACUUCACCAAGAUCGCCGGGCCCGGCCGCCGCAUGGCCGCGAUGGCCCCGCGCGCGACCUGCGUCCCGCUCCUCGACAUCAUGGACGCGCUCCGGCGAGAUGGCGUCGACCAGAUAUCGCUCAUGUACCACUCGCUUGUCGACGACGAAGGGCGAUAGCGGUCAACUAAUGAGCUAAGCGAUUGCGUCCUCGUACAUGGAUAUCCAACAUUUGAGCUCUGCAGGUCCAAGA
Messenger RNA from Saprolegnia diclina VS20, 386 nucleotides. RefSeq lists its product as hypothetical. The record is from RefSeq and is a predicted model, not a curated record. The transcript has a single exon. The coding region runs from base 74 to 313 and encodes 79 amino acids. NCBI's taxonomy places the organism in Eukaryota, Oomycota, Saprolegniomycetes, Saprolegniales, Saprolegniaceae.